Messenger RNA from Lentinula edodes (shiitake mushroom), 1632 nucleotides. RefSeq lists its product as uncharacterized. Lineage: Eukaryota; Fungi; Basidiomycota; Agaricomycetes; Agaricales; Omphalotaceae. The coding region runs from base 1 to 1632 and encodes 543 amino acids. The record is from RefSeq and is a predicted model, not a curated record. The transcript has 7 exons.
AUGUCACACACGACUCCGGUUUCGUUGAACAGUAUACCUCAGGAGAUCCUCUCAGAAAUUGCACUUUUCGCCUCUACCGAAACAUUUCUAGGGCCUCCAGCUGGACUCGUAUCUUUGAUCAAGACCAAUCGUUGGACCCAUUCAUGUCUUUCGUUCUUCUCGAAUCCAUAUGUAUAUGCUAAAAUAUACGAAUCGAAAUUCGACGUAUCGCCAGUGUCCCGAAGGUUAGGAGUGAAUUCGUUCUCGACGUCCGCGCUCGCUCUGGAACUCAAGAGGAAAUGCAUAUUGCUGAACCGUAUUCGAGAUCGACAAGGCUCACGCGUGAAUACAUCCACUCAGGACGAAAAUUUACAAGAAUUCCUCGUUCAGAUCUAUCUCAUGGUAGUUGAGAAUGAAGGGUAUAACGAACGGCAACUUCGGGAAUAUGCUCACAUAGAUGAAUGGCUCAAGGAGUUUUGGCUUGAUGAACACGGAGCGUCUGGCUCAUGGCAAGCUAUCCAGCGAGGGCUGUGGCCUGAUCACUCCGAGAUUACAUGUCUAGCGAUGUGGUUAUAUUGGUUUCUUCUCAAGCCAGAACAGUACAAGAGGGAGGAUCCUUAUACGCGUAGAGCCUUGAGCAUCCUCAAAGUCUAUGCUCUAGGUACACAUUGGUAUCCCCUUGUGACACCUUCAUGGACCGAAUUCCGUCCUUCCUCUACUGCUCGUGGGGCGCCGCUCACGGUUUACGACUCAAAAUUUGGUCUGAGGGCACCUGCACUCUCAGUACCCGCUAUACUAUCUUUCAUCUCCCUUCAGAGCCACCUCCACGAGCGGACGGACCACUCGAUGCCUCUGGUGCCUUCACAAGCAUCGCCGCCUCAAGCACUGCUACUAAACACUAUCGGAAAUGAAUGGGAAUGUGAAUGGGGCAGGUCAACCAAUUUAGGAACUCAGAAGCUCCCGGCGGACAAGGAACUGUUAGAUGCUUUCAGGCCAGGAAGUCUUGAUGGUGUAUGGGAAGGGAUAUUUACGUACACCGAAUUCACCUCUUACGCGGCAUUAUUGUCUGGGGCCCCGCCUCACUUCCUGCAAAACACACUCGUAGCGCAGCACAAACAAACGUGGAAACUUCGGGAGCAUCAUCUUCUAUCAUCAUCUUCUUCUGACCCCUGUCCCCUUCGAUCUGGUAACGAAACGGACAACAUUCAACCGGUAGCAUCUGGCAACGCCCUGCAUGCGUACUUCCCUCUGGAAACACAAAUCGAGGAAACAACGGAAGGCCUUACGAUCACUGCAUCUGGAUCAGGAAGACAGCCUUUGUUGUAUCAACGUGCUGGAUCUCAAGCCAAGACAAAGUCUUCAAAUGAAGUGAAGGCGGCGAAAGAUACAGAGACCCGCGUUUUGGACAUCAUCAUUACAGGCGAGGGGCAUUCCUCUUGGGGGGAGUUCAGAUUAAUCGGCCGAGUCCGUCCUUGCGACGGGUUGAUCAGUCUCUCUAAAGACUAUAUCAACGGCGAUAGGGGAAAGUGGCUUUACCGUGGAUAUCUCGUUGGAAAUCACAAUUCGAAUCUAGCUGGACGGUGGCGCGAUACAUUGAGUCCACCCUCAGUACCAGGGUAUGAAGGAUGCUUUACCAUGACACGACGCCGUUAA